CAAAAGGUCCUUAUUAGCCGGUAUUGGACAAGUUACUAAAUCUCUUGAUUGAAUAUGACCAUGAGCAGAACAGAAAGCGAGUCAAGAGUUAAACAGACACAGCCAUGUCACUGACAUCUGCAAAUACUGCAUAGGUCUACUCUUUCACUUAAAGCAUUAACUUAUACUUUUAUCAAUCAGUUUCUCAGUUGGGGGGAUCUGGUGUUAAUGUAGCAGCAGACUAAGCUCUGAUCUGGGCUGGCUCGGUAGUUAACCCAGCACUUGGCGUAACUGUGUUUCAGUUUCCUGUCAUUUAAGUGAUUUUACAAUGCUUUCUUGAUCGGACACUUGAGGAGUAUUUUUGAUCUGUAAAAACAAACUUCAUUGCUAUCAUUCCAGGGACUAGCUGUUAUCUCUUUUGUUUUAGUCCUUUAUCAGUUUAAAGGGGGCGGGACAGUGGUGUAGUGGUUAGCGCUGUUGCCUCACAGCCAGAGUGGCUUACAGUUGUUACAAGAUAUCAAAUAAUUUUUACUCACCAAUUGUUGUAUCCAUUUUAUGCAUUUUUUUUUUUUUUACUGGAGCAAUCUAGGUAAAGUACCUUUGCUCAAGGGUACAGCAGCAGCCGUCUCAUCCACCUGGGAUUUGAACACAACUCUCUGGCCUAGAGCCCUUUUUUUUAUACAAUCAGCGAAGAAAAAUUGUAGUAAUUUAAAUUUUAUGUGUGCCCUAUAAAUGGUAAAGCGGAAGAACUGGGCCAACAUAAUGUUACCAUGGAAAAUAGUUUCAAUUAAUCUUGAAAGACUGGUUGUAAGUAAAAGCAAAACAACAGUUUCUGACAAACAGGUUUGUGGAUUGGUCACAUUUCCCAUAAAAAUACAUAUAGCAAGCUAUAAAAACCAAAUGCGGAACAUAUUUUUCACACAAGUCUUCAGAAAGUGCAUCGAGUCACAGAGACAUUCUGCUUCUUUUCCUAAACUCAAGACAAGCAUCCACAAGUAGAGGGAAAUGGAGACAGUGGGGAAAUUUGAGUACAGCAUGAAAGAUGUCCUAGGACAAGGUGCAUUUGGUAUGGUAUUUAAGGGAAGGCACAAAGAGAAAAACGGUGAAGUUGCCAUCAAAUGUAUACACACGAAAAACCUCUCUUUUGAUCAAACUUACUGGACACAGUUAGACAGGGAGAUACAGAUUUUAAAGGGGCUGAAACAUGACAAUUUUGUGAGAUUGUAUGAUUUCCAGAAAACAUCUAGUUGUGUCUAUCUGGUGAUGGAGUACUGCAAUGGAGGGGAUCUGGCAGACUACCUGAAAUCCAAAGGGCCCCUAAAUGAGGACACAAUCCGUCUGUUCCUGCUGCAGAUCACAUCUGCCAUGAAGGUGCUGCAGAGCAAGGGAGUCAUCCACCGAGACCUCAAACCACAGAACAUCCUGCUGGCCCUUACAGGAGGGGACAAAUCCAACCCCAGAAACAUUCGCUUGAAGAUUGCCGACUUUGGGUUAGCCAGAUUCCAGCCAACCAAUAUGAUGGCACUUACAAUGUGUGGUACUCCUCUGUACAUGGCUCCUGAAGUUAUAAUGGCCAAGACCUAUGAUGCAAAAGUUGAUCUAUGGAGUAUAGGAAUCAUAGUGUACCAAUGUCUGACUGGCCAGGUCCCAUUUCAGGCUAGCAACCCUCAAGAGCUCUGUCGCCUCUUUGAGAAACACAAGAACUUGACUCCCAACAUCCCACAGGGGAUCUCCACUCACUUGCGCCACCUACUGUGCAGGCUGUUGCAGUGCAAUCCUAAAGAUCGCAUUGAAUUUGAUACAUUUUUCAGACACCCAUUCCUCGGAGUGAGCUCACCCAAGAAAAAUUCAAAAGAAGCUGCCGUUCAAAGUCGACAGGCUCCAGAGCCAAAGACCAGAGCUGACUUUUUAAAAUAUUACUGUCAGCUCACACUGGACCCCAACACAGCACAUAGAGAGCUCUGUCUGUCUGAAGGGAACAGAAAGGUAACACGACGGAAAGAGGUCCAGCCAUAUCCUGAUCACCCAGAUAGAUUUGACAUCUUGUACCAAGUGCUUUGCAAAGAGGGUUUGUCUGGGUCUCCCUGCUACUGGGAGAUUGAGUGGAGUGGCAGGGAGGGGGUAGAUAUAGGAGUCACAUAUAAAGGAAUCAACCCGAAAGGAGAGGACAUUUCCUUUCAGCUUGGACACAAUAACAAGUCCUGGAAAUUGUUCUGCUGUGAUUCCAGGUACUCUGCCUGGCAGAAUAACAAUGUAUCUGAAGUAAAAUUAUUCCGCUCCCCCAGAAUAGGGGUGUAUCUGGACUUUACUGCCGGCACGCUAUCAUUUUAUGGAGUCUCUGGAGACAAAAUGACCCCCCUGCACAGAUUCCAAACCACAUUUACUGAGAAACUCUAUCCUGGGUUUUAUAUUUAUUCUGAUUCCAGUGUAAGAGUCUGCAAGCUGAAGUAGCCGCCUGUUUAGUGUUUGAAUGAAGAGGUUCAUUUCUGAGUGAAUUUCUGUUGACUUUCUUUUUUCUGCAUAGCAAUGGCCUUCAGUGGAAGGUUGCUGGACUCUCAAGCUUAGUAAAACUGUCUCCCACAAUAAGGAUGUGUACUCACUUCCACAGCAUCUUCUUAUCACAAGGACUGGCGUCAGCUAGUUUGUAACUUAUCUUGAGGAAGAAGUUUUGAAGUCACAACACUCUUUGUCUUGCAGAACUUUCUGUUCAAACCUGUGAUGUGCUUUUAGUACACACCUAUUCUUUGCUUAGUAUCACCACUAACAUGUUUAUAUGUGCUUGUAUUUGUAGUCAACUUUAAGACAGUUUGUACACUGUUCUUCACUGGCGCAUUAAAUAAAGUACUUUGUAGUUGGUAACCUG
This is a messenger RNA of Acipenser ruthenus (sterlet), 2842 nucleotides long. Its product is annotated as serine/threonine-protein kinase ULK1-like. Gene Ontology annotation, cellular component: autophagosome; cytoplasm. The record is from RefSeq and is a predicted model, not a curated record. Gene Ontology annotation, molecular function: protein serine/threonine kinase activity; protein binding; ATP binding. Bases 985 to 2430 code for a protein of 481 amino acids. The transcript is spliced from 14 exons. NCBI's taxonomy places the organism in Eukaryota, Metazoa, Chordata, Actinopteri, Acipenseriformes, Acipenseridae. Gene Ontology annotation, biological process: autophagy; protein autophosphorylation; axon extension.